This is a messenger RNA of Paramuricea clavata, 246 nucleotides long. Lineage: Eukaryota; Metazoa; Cnidaria; Anthozoa; Malacalcyonacea; Plexauridae. The record is from the annotation of a GenBank genome assembly.
ACCGACCUCGAUACUAUUUCGGCAUGGGCGAAAGAUAACAACAUGAAUCUCAACCCCAAGAAAUGCAAAGAGAUGGUGGUUUGCCCACUAAAGCAUACGCCUGAUUUAGCACCCCUGUUGCUAAAUGAUAAAGUAGUAUCUCACAAAGUACUUGGCAUGACCAUAAUGGACCAUUUGAAGUGGAAUAAAAACACCAACGAAAUAAUUAGCAAAGAUCAAAACGUUACAUAUAAUCAGAGUGCUUAA